AUGGAAAGUAAGAAUGAAAAGAUAAAACCUAUUGAUAGUGAACAUACAAACUCCAAUGACAAUUUGUCAAAAGAAGAACAGACACGAAUUUAUAAAAUAUUACUACUAACUUAUACAAGACGAUUAUCAAAAUGUCAAGAUUUAAUUAAAAAUAUUUAUUUUGAGAAUUGUAUUGUUAAUAAUAUAAAAAAUGGAGAAAGUGAUUUGAUGCUAAAUGAACAUUUGCUAUCUCAACAUAAUUUUAUUGAUACAUUAAUUAAAACGAAUGAAAAAAAUGAGUUUAUAAAAAAUCUUAAUUUAUUUGAAGAAAAUUUUAAUAAGAAAGAAAAUGAUACAACAGAUGGAAAUGGAGAAAAUAACAAUAAUGUUAACAAUACUAGUACUGGAACUAAUAAUAAUACAUCACCUGGAAAUCCAAAUAAUAAUGUGAAUCAAAAUAGUAUAACAAAUCAAAGGAUAGCUUUAAACAAUUAUAUAAUGAGCCUAGAAGAGAGGUACCAUAUAUUUUUAUUAUUAAAAAUAUUAUUUAUUUUAUUUUUGUUUGAGGCUAGACCUAGAUUGUAUUUUAUUGCCAUUGUAACAUUUAUAUUAUAUAUCAGAGGUUUUUUUGACAUGUUAACGAGUAACUUUAAUUUUGUGUCUGGAAAUGAGUCGAUAGAGCAAGUGCUAAGAAGGAUGAGAGAGUCCCAAAAUUUAAACAACCGAGAAAAUGAGCAAAAUAAUGCAACUAAUCAAGAUAACCAAAAUAAUGAAAAUGACAAUGACGUAAAUAAUUUUAAUGAAAACAGAAUUCAAGAAGGUAAUCCAAAUAUAACGAAUCAAAAUGAGAAUGAUAAUACAUCUAUUGAAAAUUUUAAUAAUAUGAUAAAUAACGAGAGAACUCGUGAUAUGAAUAAUUCACAUUUGUUAGAAGAUAUACAAGCAGGUGAUGAGGAUCAAAAUGCAAAUAAAAACAAAACAAACGAAGAUAGUGAUAGUGCUAAUAAAUCUUCUAACGAUAGGCAAAAUAUUGAAAAUACAAAAAAUAAACAAAAGGCUUUUUUUUCAAUACUUCGAAAAAAGAAAGUCGAAGAAAAUAACCAAGAACCAAAAAACAAUAGCAAUAAUAGUAGUUUUGCAUUAGACGAAAAUAAUGAAAAUAGUAGUAUGAUUCAUAACUAUAAUAAUAACAAUGAAACUGAAUUAAAUACUGAUAAUAAUUAUAAUGACAUGGAUGCUUCUCAUGAGGAUAAUACAAACAUUCCAAAUUCAGGUUUAAGAAAAAGAAGGCCAACUGAUAAUUAUGGUGAUAACAACGAAAGUGAAAUGUUGUUUCAUGAUAACUCUACUGCUUUUGCCAAUGUUACAAAUAGUAACAUUAGUGAACGAGUAAAUCAUGAACAUGAAGCAUCGGAUACAAAUCAACAAACCCGCGAUCGUUCUUUAGAGAAUGAUAACAGAGAUACAACAAAUAAUACUGAAAGACAAAACAGCAAUAAUGGAACUGUUACCACUAGAAGAGGACUAACACGAUUAGAAAAAAUUAUAUAUCAAUCUGUGGUUAUGUUUUUUAUGACUUUAUUGCCUUGGUGGGUUCCCGACAUUGCUUAUUUGGAGGAUUAA
Molecule: messenger RNA, 1602 nt
Organism: Plasmodium vinckei vinckei
Lineage: Eukaryota; Apicomplexa; Aconoidasida; Haemosporida; Plasmodiidae
Product: conserved Plasmodium protein, unknown function
Exons: 1
Coding region: 1-1602 (533 amino acids)
Source: RefSeq, a predicted model, not a curated record